This is a messenger RNA of Spinacia oleracea (spinach), 1202 nucleotides long. Its product is annotated as polygalacturonase inhibitor 1. Bases 165 to 1181 code for a protein of 338 amino acids. Gene Ontology annotation, molecular function: protein binding. Lineage: Eukaryota; Viridiplantae; Streptophyta; Magnoliopsida; Caryophyllales; Amaranthaceae. The transcript is spliced from 2 exons. The record is from RefSeq and is a predicted model, not a curated record.
CCCCCCAAACAAACAUAAAGGUAUUAUUUCAAAACAUGUGAUUAUCAACAACAUGUUCCUUUUUUUAUAAUUUCCUCCUUUAACCAAUUCCACUUGCAAAUAAUGAAUCAGCACUAGAAGCUCUAUAAUUGGGUAAUUUCAAAAUCAAAAUAAUUAGAUAAAACAUGAAUUUAAUUCUAUCAAGAAUCUCAUUUCUAUGCGUUUGUGUUUUUCUCGUCUUACAAUCAGCUUCGAUAUGUGACCAAAAUGAUCAAAACGUCCUAUUACAAGUGAAGAAUCACUUCCAUAACGCCUCUUGUUUCUCGACAUGGAUCCCUGAAACCGACUGUUGUUCCUGGUCCGGCAUCAAAUGCGACGAAAAUGAUGCUAACCCGGGUCGCGUAACUGUGUUCAAGAUCGGGGCAAACGCUGUCAACAACCUUACUGGUCAAAUCCCUCCGAUCUUAGGUGAUCUUCCCUUGCUUAGGAAACUAAUAAUCAACUUUCAAGAUAAUUUGACAGGAACAAUCCCCUUAAGUUUGAGCAAGCUAACCAAGCUUGAAAUCCUUCACCUCUGCUGCAACAACCUCAACGGGACUAUCCCCGAUUUCUGGAGCGAGUUCAAGAGCCUCAACCUCAUUGGUCUCCAUUUGAAUUACUUCUCUGGCAGUAUCCCUUCCUCCUUGUCGCUCCUUCCAAACAUUACCAGGCUCGGAUUGUUCAGCAACUCGCUAAGUGGUUCAAUCCCAGAGAGUUUUGGAUCAUUCAAGAGUAAGACCAUUCAUUCACUCACAUUAUUCAACAACAAAUUAUCUGGGACUAUCCCAAGGUCGUUGGGCGAGGUGAAUUUCACAGACAUAGAUUUGUCCAACAACCAGCUCACUGGGGAUGCUUCAUUUUUGUUCGGGAAGGAUAAACCUAUUCAAAGGAUCUCACUGAGACAAAACAAGUUUAAGUUCGAUUUUACCAAAGUGGACUUGCCCCUGGGACUAAGGUCUAUUGACAUUGCUAACAAUGAAAUAUAUGGAUCCCUUCCUAAAGGACUCGACCAGUUGUCGUUGGAUUCCAUCGAUGUGAGCUACAACAACCUUUGUGGUCACGUCCCUGCCAGCCGGCUGCAGUUCCAACUUUAUUAUUUCACCUAUAACAAGCGCCUAUGUGACGUUACAUUACCGCCUUGUAAGGAAAUUAUUGAUGCGUAAUCAUUUUGAUUUCUUCACUAA